GUCGACAACAUUCAUUCAUACACAACUUACUAAUUACACACAACCAUGGUCGUCCGCAUGCGUCUUGCCCGUUUCGGUCGUCGAAAUCUUCCAUACUACCACAUUGUUGUCGCCAAUGCUCGGACAGCACGUAACAGCAAGCCCAUUGAAAAAGUGGGCACUUACAAUCCGAUUCCCGACGAAGCAGGCAACAAACUUGUCAAUCUCAACUUCGACCGUGUAAAGUACUGGCUGACCGUUGGUGCUCAACCUAGCGAGACCGUCGAAAAGCUACUUGUCAAGGCAAACCUUGCACCGCAAGCACCGAAGCCUUGGAUGAAAGAAGCUGCCAAACGGUUUGAAUCAUCCUCCUCGUCCUCACCACAAUAAGAACAUACACUGCAUUCAUUCACACACACAACAUUGUACAUCUUUUUUUUUUAUCCAAAGUGAAAGGGUGAAAAAAAAAAGUAUCCAUCGCACUCACCUCUCUCUAUUCACCGUGUACACGACAACCUCGCGCCUCUUCAGAACCACAACAUCACACAAUUUGCUUUUGUAAAGUCUCAAAAUGUAUAGAAAUUCCAUAAUAAAACGGAUUCACCAAACAACAAACUAUUGUGUACUUGCCAUUUAUGUCUAUUCCGAUAAAAUACAGCAGUUGUACGUCUGUACGCGCAUGCGCGGAUUUAUUGAAUAUAAUGCAUAGGGUAAGAGGGAUAGUAGGACACGUUACGGAAGCGGGAGGCGGAAAACGAAGUGCGUUAAGUCUGUAUAAAUAGAGGGAGUAAUUCAACAAUUACGCGAGGC
Zychaea mexicana is the source of this 789-nucleotide messenger RNA. Its product is annotated as 30S ribosomal protein S16. Gene Ontology annotation, cellular component: mitochondrial small ribosomal subunit; ribosome. Bases 46 to 369 code for a protein of 107 amino acids. The transcript is spliced from 2 exons. Gene Ontology annotation, biological process: mitochondrial translation. Lineage: Eukaryota; Fungi; Mucoromycota; Mucoromycetes; Mucorales; Lichtheimiaceae. The record is from RefSeq and is a predicted model, not a curated record. Gene Ontology annotation, molecular function: structural constituent of ribosome.